GAGAAACAUGAAGGUGGAGAAGCUCAUGACAAAGGGGACCAAGACGGUGGUGAAAACGGUGACGGGCCCUGCACCAAGAUGACCAUGAGGCUGAGACGUAACCUCGGCAACCCUCAGUUUGUGGAUUCGUUUGUGUGCCGGAUGUGUGGCCGUGGCGACGAGGAUGAGAAGCUCCUGCUGUGUGACGGUUGUGAUGACAACUACCACACCUUCUGUCUGCUGCCCCCUCUCACUGAGGCCCCUAAGGGCAACUGGCGCUGCCCAAAAUGUGUGGCCGAGGAGUGUAAGAGGCCAGCGGAGGCCUUUGGUUUUGAGCAGGCUACUAGAGAAUACACCCUGCAGAGUUUUGGGGAGAUGGCUGACACCUUCAAAGCAGACUACUUCAACAUGCCUGUCCAUAUGGUUCCGACAGAGCUGGUGGAGAGAGAGUUCUGGCGCUUGGUCAGUAGUAUAGAGGAGGACGUGACAGUGGAGUAUGGAGCAGACAUCCACUCGAAAGAUUUUGGCAGUGGAUUCCCCAUGAACAACGGCAUGAAGAACCUCUCACAAGAGGAAGCGGACUAUGCCCGGAGUGGCUGGAACCUGAACGUGAUGCCAGUUCUGGAGCAGUCCCUGCUGUGCCACAUCAACGCAGACAUCUCUGGCAUGAAGGUGCCCUGGCUCUACGUGGGCAUGGUCUUCUCCGCUUUCUGCUGGCACAUUGAAGACCACUGGAGCUACUCCAUCAACUACCUGCACUGGGGUGAGCCUAAGACGUGGUACGGGGUUCCCUCUGUAGCAGCAGAGCGGUUAGAGGAGGUGAUGAAGAAGCUGACCCCAGAGCUGUUUGAAUUCCAGCCUGACCUCCUCCACCAGCUGGUCACUAUUAUGAACCCCAACAUCCUCAUGGCUCACGGGGUCCCGGUUGUGCGCACCAACCAAUGUGCUGGCGAGUUUGUCAUCACUUUCCCCAGAGCUUACCACAGCGGCUUCAAUCAGGGAUACAACUUUGCUGAAGCUGUCAACUUUUGCACUGCAGACUGGCUGCCCGCAGGGCGCUCCUGUAUCGAGCACUACCGUCGUCUGCGACGGUACUGUGUUUUCUCCCACGAGGAGCUGACCUGUAAGAUGGCCGCCUGCCCAGAGAAGCUGGACCUCAACCUGGCCGCUGCCACGCACAGAGAGAUGUUCAGCAUCGUCCAGGAGGAGAGGGAGCUACGCAAGGGCUUGCUGGAGAGGGGCAUCACAGAGGCUGAGAGGGAGGCGUUUGAGCUGCUACCUGAUGAUGAGAGGCAGUGUGAUAAUUGCAAGACCACCUGCUUCCUGUCGGCCCUGGCUUGCUCAAACUGCACUGAACGCCUCGUCUGUCUCUACCACACUCAGGACCUCUGUAACUGCCCCACAGACAAACUCUACCUCAGGUACAGGUACACACUGGAUGAGCUGCUGGCCAUGUUACACCGGCUCAAAGUGCGAGCCGAGUCGUUUGAUUCCUGGGCCAACAGAGUGAAAGAGGCUCUGGAGCAGGAAGAGGGCAACAAGACAGGCGUCAUGGAUCUGGAGGUGCUGAAGGCAGAGGCAGCAGAGAAGAAGUUCCCUGACAACGAGCUGCUCCAGAGACUCAACACUGCCCUGACUGACACACAGCACUGUCAGCAGACCAGCACUGAGCUCCUCAACAAGACACUGACCAGGAGGAUGACCCUGGCUGAACUCAAGGCUCUAGUGGAGAAGAUGGAGAACCUGCCCUGUGUGAUAAGCCAGCUGGAGGACGUACAGGCGGUCCUGCGUACGAUAGAGGGAUUCCAGACUCAGGCCCAGGCUCUAGUGAGCGACAGGGACUGGCGGCGAGACGCCCCUCCCCCAGAACAGCUCCAGGCACUGUUGGAGCAGGGGGCUGGCUUACCUGUCGAUGCCCCUGAGUGUGAGCUCCUGAAGGGGAUGCAGGAGCAGAGCCGCUGGCUAGGCGAGGUGCGCCGGACCAUGGGGCCCGAGGGGAGUGAGGUGACCCUGGUGGUCCUCAGGAACCUGAUGGAGGCGGGCUGCAUCGUGCCCCAGAGCGUCUCUGUGGAAACCGCCAUGGCAGAGCUGCAGGAGCUGCUGACGAUAGCAGAACGCUGGGAGGAGAAGGCCCAGAUCUGUUUGGAGCAACGGCAGAAGCACCCUCUGUCCACCUUGGAGGCCAUAGUGAACGAGGCCCAGCUCAUCCCUGUCAAGCUGCCCAACAUCCUGUCUCUCCGGGGCUGUCUGAGCCGGGCCAGGGCCUGGGUCACUGACCUGGAGGAGAUCCAGAAUGGGGAGCACUACCCGUGUCUGGAUGACCUGGAGGGCCUGGUGGCGAUAGGUAGAGACCUGCCAGUCAGGAUGGAGGAGCUGAGGCAGCUGGAGCUGCAGGUAGCCAGCGCCCACUCCUGGAGAGACAAGGCCUCCAAGACCUUCCUGAAGAAGAGCAGCCAGCACAGCCUGCUAC
Molecule: messenger RNA, 2449 nt
Organism: Salvelinus sp. IW2-2015
Lineage: Eukaryota; Metazoa; Chordata; Actinopteri; Salmoniformes; Salmonidae
Product: lysine-specific demethylase 5C
Biological process (GO): chromatin remodeling; regulation of DNA-templated transcription
Cellular component (GO): nucleus; chromatin
Molecular function (GO): histone H3K4me/H3K4me2/H3K4me3 demethylase activity
Source: RefSeq, a predicted model, not a curated record